Pistacia vera is the source of this 1112-nucleotide messenger RNA. Its product is annotated as abscisic acid receptor PYL4-like. The record is from RefSeq and is a predicted model, not a curated record. The transcript has a single exon. Gene Ontology annotation, biological process: abscisic acid-activated signaling pathway. Lineage: Eukaryota; Viridiplantae; Streptophyta; Magnoliopsida; Sapindales; Anacardiaceae. The coding region runs from base 223 to 906 and encodes 227 amino acids. Gene Ontology annotation, molecular function: protein phosphatase inhibitor activity; abscisic acid binding; signaling receptor activity. Gene Ontology annotation, cellular component: cytoplasm; nucleus.
AUCAUAAAACCUUCCACCUCCAAUCUCUUUCUUCCUCUAUAUAUGUGAUUACACACCCCCAUGGAUUCUUCUGUGUGACUUUCUGAAAGUGACUGACCCCAACUUCUCCUUCUCCUCCUUUCUCUCUCCCUUCGUACUUUUAAACCUCUUGAUUCUUUAUACGAACAAACAUCAAAUUAUAUACUCUUUCACAAACCCUGCAGACUUACUCAACUAAACCGAAUGAUCUCUCAAAAAAUGCCUUCAAAUCCUCCUAAAUCCUCUAUUUUACUCCAGAGAAUCAACAACACGGCCACCACCACCGCCACCACAGCUAACAGACUUUGCCAGAAAGGCUUCCAAAAGCGCUUUCCUUUAACGUCUGCCACCCCCGUGCCCGACACCAUCGCACGUUACCACGUCCACGCCGUGGGUCCCAACCAGUGCUGCUCCUCCGUCGUCCAGCUGAUCGCUGCUCCUGUCUCCACCGUCUGGUCAGUGGUUCGCCGCUUCGAUAACCCACAAGCUUACAAACACUUCGUCAAGAGCUGCCACGUCAUCAACGGCGACGGCGACGUCGGUACUCUACGUGAGGUGCACGUCAUCUCCGGACUCCCAGCCGCUAACAGCACCGAGCGUCUCGAGAUCCUAGACGACGAGCGCCACGUCAUCAGCUUCAGCGUGGUGGGCGGUGACCACAGACUCGCGAAUUACAAGUCCGUUACAACGCUCCAUCCUUCACCUGCCGGUAACGGAACGGUGGUGAUCGAGUCGUACGUGGUGGACGUGCCACCGGGCAACACAAAAGAAGACACCUGCGUGUUCGUGGACACCAUUGUACGUUGCAAUCUCCAGUCACUCGCUCAGAUCGCCGACAAUCUAGCGAGACGCAACCUCAACAACAAUACAGGUCAUCGUCGUGAGUGAAAAGUUUAGUGAAUUAUCAUCAUCAUCAUCAUUAUUAUUAUUACAAUACUUGAUCUUAGUACUGUUUCCCCAUCAAUGUCUUUGGUAAUACGCCGUCGUUUUUUUCUUUUUUCCUUUUUUUUGUGAGUAAUAUCCGAUGACAGUUGCCAAAAACAAUAUCGUUGCCCCGUUCAUCAUCAUGUUCCUCAAUUUACCAUUUUCGUGUA